GACAGGACUUAAAAACGAAAAUGAAGCACCAACAGGUGGUACCGGACUAUGUGGCCAUGGUGAAAACAUCCGGGACGUGUCUCUGUUUGGUGUUUUCCGGCUGGGUGCUGUUCAAGCUUGUCCAGGCCAUCUUCUGGCUGCCGGGCUAUCUGGAGAAGAACCAGGGUCGGCUCUACGAACGGGUGGAGCUGCGAUCGGGUGUUUCGGUACGUGGCGGAGACGAAGCGGAUAGAAGCACAGGCGAAGAAAAACGAUCAACCGUUGAAGAUGAUCGCGAUUAUGAGGAGAAAGAAAGUAUGCAGAGUUUGGAGGAGAAAGGCGAGAACGAUGCAAUCGAGUGUGAGACUGAUAGCAAGAAGGACAAGUAA
This is a messenger RNA of Anopheles coustani, 368 nucleotides long. RefSeq lists its product as uncharacterized. The record is from RefSeq and is a predicted model, not a curated record. The transcript has 2 exons. NCBI's taxonomy places the organism in Eukaryota, Metazoa, Arthropoda, Insecta, Diptera, Culicidae. The coding region runs from base 21 to 368 and encodes 115 amino acids.